Molecule: messenger RNA, 2590 nt
Organism: Nerophis ophidion (straightnose pipefish)
Lineage: Eukaryota; Metazoa; Chordata; Actinopteri; Syngnathiformes; Syngnathidae
Gene: zc3h12ab
Product: zinc finger CCCH-type containing 12Ab
Exons: 7
Coding region: 459-2159 (566 amino acids)
Biological process (GO): nuclear-transcribed mRNA catabolic process, RNase MRP-dependent; 3'-UTR-mediated mRNA destabilization
Cellular component (GO): cytoplasmic ribonucleoprotein granule; nucleus
Molecular function (GO): mRNA binding; metal ion binding; RNA endonuclease activity
Source: RefSeq, a predicted model, not a curated record
ACGGAAGCCGCCGCAACCCAAAAAAGCUCAAAUCGCCUAACAAGGUGCACGCCAAAAUGUUUUCCAAGAGCUGUCGAGCUACUUCAGUCUUCAACAAGAACACAAUUAUGGAGUCGACAAAGUGGACACGCUUUUGAAUGUUUGUCAGGACUUACAAGUGUAGUUGGCAGCCGUGUGAUGCAAGCUUGAUCUGCAUGUGCAUGAAGAAAAAGUCUGUGAAAGGACUGGCUUGCAAAUGUGCAUGAAGAAAAAGUCUGUGAAAGGACUGGCUUGCAGAUGACACAUGUCUCUGAAAUUGACUGACAAUGUUCUGGCGUGGCCCCAAACAGAAAGAGGCUGCACCCAGGAAGAGAGGAUGAACUUGUCAAGUACACAUUUGUGGACUCCCAUCCCCAGCACAAGCAGUCCGAAGACCGAGUCCUCCUGGAUGGAUCUCAACCCGUCCCCCCUGUGACACAAUGGAGACGCGUCCUCCGGAUGAGCCGGACGAGGCCCAGCUGGACUUCUUCCAUAAGCUGGGAUACUCCACGGCGCAGGUCACGGCCGUGCUGAGGAAGUUUGGCUCCGGCGUGGACACCGACAAAGUCCUGGGCGAGCUGGUUGGGAUGAGGGCCGAGCCGCUGGCCGAGCGGGCCCCCGUGACCACCGUGUCUGUGCUGGUCACCAAAGGGGACGGCCGGUACGCGGAACCCACCGUCAUGCUGCCGCUCGCUUCUUCUCCGAGCCAAGAGGAAGAAGACGUGCUGAGGAAUAUUGUCAUAGAUGGGAGUAACGUGGCCAUGAGCCAUGGGAACAAGGAAGUGUUCUCUUGCUUGGGAAUCCAGUUGGCCGUGGACUUCUUCCUGCAUCAAGGCCACACCAAGGUCACCGUGUUUGUUCCCUCGUGGAGGAAAGAGCAGCCCAGGCCCGAUGUCCCAAUCUCAGAUCAGAGGAUUUUGGAGGAACUGGAGAAGAAGAAGCACCUGACGUUCACACCGUCGCGCCGCGUGGGGGGCAGGCGGGUGGUCUGCAACGACGACUUUUUCAUCGUGAAGAUGGCCUACGAUGAAGACGGCGUCAUCGUGUCCAACGACUUGUACCGCGACCUCAAGGCCGACAAGCCCGAGUGGAAGCGUUUCAUCGAGGCGAGGCUGCUCAUGUACACCUUCGUUAACGACAAGUUCAUGGUUCCUGAUGAUCCACUUGGCCGCUAUGGUCCGAACCUUAAGAACUUUCUUCGGAAGUUUCCGAAGACGCAGAAAACCCCUCUAUGUCCUUAUGGAAGGAAGUGUACCUUCGGACUCAAAUGUAGGUUCCAGCAUCCUGAGCGGGCCAAGCAGUCGACGCUCUCUCUUGCCACCGAACUGCGGGAGAACACAAAGAAGCUCCCCUGGUGCAAAUCCCUCGACGGCGGCCUGGUUCCUGGCGAGAGCCUCCUGCUCAUAGAGAGCAUGGCCAGGAAUUUGACUCUGGGUCCUGAGAAGGGGUCCUUGAAGAAAGACACCCAGGUUAAAGCCGGCCCCUGCACACGGCAGCAGGUCAGUCUAAGUGCUUCUCAUAAGCAGCUGGACUCUGGCGUAGGUUCUUUAGACAGUCAGUACGGAGCAACAUCUGGGAGCUACCAGCCUAUGCAUCCUGGCUCUGCUCCAAUGUCUCCAUGUCUCUGCUGUCCACACGCCUCCUGGACCUCUUUUCAUCAGGUGCCAGCUCGCCACCACAUGGUGCGUUCCGACCUGCCUCCUUACAGCCACGGCGCUCACUUCCAACACGCCCACCAGAUGUACUGGACCGACCCGGUCAGGCACGGUGCGCCCGCCCCCUCUUUCCCGGGCGCCCACUCGCCGAGGGAACCUCGACACAGGCCGACGACAUCCAACCCCAACUCGGAGGAGAGAAAGGUCAUGCGUAAAAAGCUCCUCGCCAUCUAUAGCGCGUACUUGGUGGACGCCGCCAUGGAGAUGUUCCCGCAUGUGGUGGACCCGCAGAUGUUGGUGGCUGAGAUCGUCAGGAUGCAGAGUCACAGCCACCGUUACAGUCAUACUUGCCAACCCUCACGGAUUUCCCGGGAAACUCCCGAAAUUCAGCGCCUAUCCCGAAAACCUCCCGGGACAAAUUUUCUCACGAAAAUCUCCCAAAAUUCAGGCAGAGGCCACGCCCCCUCCAACUCCAUGCUGACCUGAGUGACGUGUCGACAGCUCCGCUUUCCCACAAUAUAAUCAGCGUGCCUGCCCAAUGACGUUAUAACUGUAGAAUGAUCCAGGGUGAGUUCUUGGUUUCUUAUGUGGGUUUAUUGUUAGGCAGUCUCCUUAGCGUCCUCCCAGCGCAGUAACAACACACAACAACAGCAGUCACAUUUUCGUCUACCGUAAAGCAGUUCGUCUGCCGUAAACAGCAAUGUUGUGACACUCUUAAACAGGACAAUACUGUUAUCUACUGUACGUUUUGGGCCAGGCUAGGGAGAGAUGAAAGAUUCCAGAAUCUAGUUCAUCAUGGUUAGAAAAAUAGUGACAGAGAAUAGAACGAAGAUGGACAAUUCAACCCUUAACUCAACAAUGAGUAGAUGAGUGUUAUGUGUGUGUAUAUGUGUAAAUAAAUGAACACUAAAAUUCAA